CGCAUGUGCGGGGAAUGGCGUUUGGCCUACCGAUCAACUCACCAUGGGUUUCAGAGGGUCUCCCGCGUCCGCGAAGGCUUCCGCUGCCCCAUUGUCUUUAUUCGGGAGAUUGACCAAUGGAGAGAAUUGGAGGGCAGGAAGGACUCGGGUCCUCCAGCCAAUCAGAGCGCGGGCUUUGUGUGAAUGAAGAUUGAGCUUCAACCGGACGAAAACUUCCUCCUGUGUCCAACAUCUGAUACGAGAAGGGGAGAGGAUUUACAGACAGAAAUCUGAAAUCAAUGGUUAAGAUCUCACUGAGUCACUCGAUUUAUCGGAACCUGAAUAUGAUCAGCUUUUGAAUUUAGAAGGAGAAAUGUUUGUCUGUUCUGUCUGCUUGAAAAGAUUUUAAACAUCAGUGUGACUGGAAAAGCACCGAGACACACACACCUGUGUGAGAGUGUUCCAGUGCACUGACAUUGGAAAGAGCUUUAACCAGUUACAUAGCCUGAAAAAAACAUCACCAUUCACAGCAGAGAGAGACCGUACAUGUGUUCUGUGUGAGGACAAGGCUUCAACUGAUCGUCAAACCUGGAGAGACACAAGGACACCGAACCAUGCAGAAACCAUGGAAAUGUGGGGACUGUGGGAAGGGAUUCAAAGCCCCCUCUGAGCUGGAAACUCAUCGGCGCAGUCACACCGGAGAGAGACCAUUCAUCUGCUCUAAGUGUGGGAAGGGAUUUGCUCGGUUACAACACCUGCAGUCACAUCAGCGGGUUCACAAUGGGGAGAGGCCAUUCACCUGCUCCGUGUGUGGGAAAGGAUUCACUCGGUUAACCAGCCUGCAGACACACCAACGAGUUCACACUGGGGAGAGGCCGUUCACUUGCACUGUGUGUGGGAAGGGAUUCACUCGGUUAAACAACUUGCAAACACACCAGCGAAUUCACACUGGGGAGAGGCCCUUCACCUGCUCUCACUGUGGGAAGGGAUUCACUCACUUAUACAACCUGCAAACACACCAGCGAAUUCACAGCGGGGAGAAGCCGUUCACCUGCUCUGUGUGUGGGAAGGGAUUCACUCGGUUAAACAACUUGCAGACACACCAGAGAAUUCACACUGGGGAGAAGCCAUUCACCUGCUCCGUGUGUGGGAAGGGAUUCACUCGGUUAACCAGCCUGCAGACACAUCAGCAAAUUCACACUGGGGAGAAGCUGUUCACCUGCUCUCAGUGUGGGAAGGGAUUUACUCGGUUACCCAACCUACUCACUCACCAGCGAGUUCACACAGGGGAAAGACCAUUCACCUGCUCCGAGUGUGGGAAGGGAUUCACUCGGUCAUCCAGCCUGCUGACACACAAGCGGGUUCACACUGAGAGGCCAGUCACCUGCUCUGAGUGUGGGAAAGGAUUCACUGAGUUCUGCAGACUGCAGGCACACCAGCGAGUUCACACCGGGGAGAGGCCGUUCACCUGCUCUGAUUGUGGGAAGGGAUUCACUUGGUUAUCCCAGCUGCGGACACACCAGCGAACUCACACUGGGGAGAGGCCAUUCACUUGCUCUGACUGUGGAAAGGGAUUCACUCAGUCAUUCAACCUGUUGCUGCACCAGCGGCUUCACACUGGGGCGAGGCCGUUUACCUGCCCUCAAUGUGCGAUUGGAUUCACUCAGUCAUCCCACCUGCUGAGGCACCAGCGAGUUCAUACUGGGGAGAGGCCGUUCACCUGCUCUGAGUGUGGGAAGGGUUUCACUCAGUCAUCCCACCUGCAGACACACCAGCGAGUUCACAGAUGAUUGUAGGGUUUGGAUUCUGCUAUUGUUGUUGCUGCUGUUAAUCACAUCUAGGACUGAACCAUAUUCAUUCUGACACUUGGUGAUAUGGGAGGGUCAGAGGGUUUCUUUCUGCUGAACUGACCAGUCCCAUGACUUUGUCCCAGUGGCUGAUGCUCUUUGAGCCUUGUUGCGAAUAUCUAGUUUCAUAUUUCACAGGGAUCACAGGAUGAAAGGGUGGUUGGAAUGUAAAAUAUAUUUGGUUUGCAUUUCUUUUUGGAACCACCCAAAGCAUGCCAGGUUGCCAUGGCGAUGGGUUGUACUGGUUGGAUGAUUUUUUGGUAUAAUUUAUCUGGGUGUUUCUCACAGAAGAAAACUAUCACAGUUUGAGGGUCAAGUUGGCUGUGGUAGAUUGGGAAACUACAUGAAAAGUUAUGACAGUAGACGGACAAUAGCUAACAUUGAAGGAAUCAUGACACAUUUACAACAAAUAUAGAUUCCUUUUGGGAACAAAGAUGAAAAAUGAUGCAACUGUGCCUAACAGCGUAACAAAGAAAAGAUAAAGAUUGCAUUCGAUCAAAGGAAGAGGCUCCUAAAGUGACCAAAUAAAGUAGUAAGCCUGAGGAUUAGACUUUUUUAGAACUCAGGAAAGGAGGACCAAGAAACUGAUAAAGAAAGAGAAAAUCGAACAUGAAAGCAAACUGGCGAGAAACAUAAAAAGCGAAUGUAAAAGCCUCUAUCAGUAUGUGAAAAGGAAAAGAUUACCAAAGAGAAGAGUGGGUCCAUUCCAGGCAGAGACAGGAGAAUUUAUAAUGGGGAAUAAAGAAUUGGCAGAGAAACUAAUGUGUGUCUGUCCUCACAGAGGAAGAUACAGAAAUCAUCCCAAAAAUACUAGAGAACCAAGGGACUAGUGAGCAUGAGGAACUGAUAGAGAUUAGUAUUGGUAAAAAAGUACGACUGGAGAAAUGAAUGGGGUUGAAAGUUGUUAAAUCCCCUGGACCUGGUGAUCUACAUCCCAAAGUGUUGAAGGAGGUGGCUGUAGAGAUAGUGGAUGCAUUGGUGAUCAUCCACCAAAAUUCUACAGAUUCUGGAAUGGUUCCUGCAGAUUGGAAGAUGGCAAAUGUCCCCCACUAUUUAAGGAGGGAGAGAGAAAACGGGGAACUACAGACCUGUUAGCCUGACAUCAGUAGUAGGGAAAAUGCUAGAAUCCAUUAUAAAGGAUGUGAUAACAUAGGAUCAUAUGAAUUAGG
This is a messenger RNA of Carcharodon carcharias (great white shark), 2995 nucleotides long. Its product is annotated as zinc finger protein 229-like. The coding region runs from base 594 to 1769 and encodes 391 amino acids. Lineage: Eukaryota; Metazoa; Chordata; Chondrichthyes; Lamniformes; Lamnidae. The transcript is spliced from 2 exons. The record is from RefSeq and is a predicted model, not a curated record.